Molecule: messenger RNA, 694 nt
Organism: Zonotrichia leucophrys gambelii
Lineage: Eukaryota; Metazoa; Chordata; Aves; Passeriformes; Passerellidae
Gene: HYPK
Product: huntingtin interacting protein K
Exons: 4
Coding region: 241-630 (129 amino acids)
Biological process (GO): negative regulation of apoptotic process; protein stabilization
Source: RefSeq, a predicted model, not a curated record
CCGGCCGGCUCCGCGCCUCGGCAGCGCUGGCGGCCCGCUGCUAGCGAGCAGCCCGGAGUGCCGGCACUGCCAGCUGCGAGCUGCGCGGAGCCCCGAGGGCGCCGGGGAGCGCUGACCGUGCCCGCUCGGCGGGGCCGGGCCUGGAGCCGGCCCCGCCCGUGCUCCGUUCUGGCGGCGCGCGCCGCUCGCCGCCCCCGCUGGCGGCGCACGUGACCGGAAGCGGGCCGCGGCGGCGGCGGCAUGGCGGCGGAGGGCGAUGUGGAGCUGGAGCUGGAGACGGAGCCCAACGGCUCCGGCGGCGGCAGCGAUGGGGCGGGCGGGCGCGCGGCCGAGAAGCCGCGGAAGCACGAUAGCGGCGCGGCGGACCUGGAGCGCGUCACGGACUACGCGGAGGAGAAGGAGAUCCAGAGCUCCAACCUGGAGACGGCUAUGUCGGUGAUCGGAGACCGGAGGUCCCGGGAGCAGAAAGCCAAGCAGGAGAGGGAGAAAGAACUGGCAAAAGUGACCAUCAAGAAGGAGGACCUAGAGCUGAUUAUGACAGAGAUGGAAAUAUCGAGGGCCGCAGCGGAGCGCAGCCUGCGCGAGCACAUGGGCAACGUGGUGGAGGCUCUCAUCACCCUCACCAACUGAGCUGGGGGGCCAUGGGCUGCCAGGCAUGGGCCUCUUGCCAUACCAAUAAAGGCACUGGUGGGAA